ACGUGACUUCCGUGCCCUUGGUCUGCUAACUUUGACAUGUGAACAUCAGAAACAUGUCUUUCCCUAAAAAACCCGGCGGUAAAGCUUUGGAGGUUUUGCAAACCCUCCCGAGAAUAACUCUGGCCAACCUGCGUCCGGAGCCGGGAGCUCAGCAGCGGGAAAAAAAACGGGGUAGAGGACAGCACGGGGGCAACAAAAGCGGCCGAGGACACACGGGACAGCGGCAGAGGGGAACCCGGCCCCGGCUGGGCUUCGAAGGGGGACAAACUCCGUUUUACCUGGCCAUCCCGAAAUACGGAUUCAAUGAAGGACACAGUCGUCGUCCUCAGUAUAAGCCUCUGACGCUGAAGCGACUACAGUACUUGAUCGACCUGGGCCGAGUGGAUACCAGUCAACCCAUAGACCUGACCCAGCUGGUCAACGGAAGAGGAGUGACCAUCCAGCCUCUGAAGAGGCACUACGGCGUCCAGCUCAUUGAUGAGGGCGCCGAUAUUUUUGCUGCUAAAAUCAACAUUGAGGUUCAGCGGGCGACCGAAGGAGCCAUCGCCGCUAUUGAGAGGAACGGCGGCGUCGUCACCACCAGCUUCUACGACCCUCUGAGUCUUGAUAUCCUCAUUAAGCCUGUCCCGUUCUUCAUGCGCGGGAAGCCCAUCCCCAAGCGCAUGCUGCCGGGAGAGGACAUGGUGCCGUACUACACAGCUGCUGAAAACCGCGGAUACUUGGCGGAUCCGGAAAAAAUCCAGCAGGCCCGGCUGGCCCUGGCUCAGAAGUACGGCUACACUCUGCCGGACAUUUCAAAGGAUGAACUAUAUCACAUGCUGGCCAUGAGGAAGGAUGCUCGACAGAUCUUCUUUGGCCUGGCUCCAGGCUGGGUGGUGAACAUGUCGGAGAAGAAGAUUCUCAAACCAACAGAUGAAAAACUGCUUGAAUAUUACAGUUCACAGUAGCAGACAUAGUGUGGGAAUUGUGAGUCACAGUAAACGUCAUUAAAAUACUGGAACAAUAUUCUCAUUUUAUAUGGAAAACGUGUGUGUAGUCAUUAAAGUUUGUCUUGAAAAC
Messenger RNA from Salarias fasciatus (jewelled blenny), 1059 nucleotides. It is a transcript of the gene mrpl15, whose product is annotated as mitochondrial ribosomal protein L15. Gene Ontology annotation, biological process: translation. The transcript has 5 exons. Gene Ontology annotation, molecular function: structural constituent of ribosome. The coding region runs from base 54 to 947 and encodes 297 amino acids. Gene Ontology annotation, cellular component: mitochondrial large ribosomal subunit. The record is from RefSeq and is a predicted model, not a curated record. Lineage: Eukaryota; Metazoa; Chordata; Actinopteri; Blenniiformes; Blenniidae.